AUGAUGGCGGCACUAGGACUUCAAUGUGUGAUGCACGAUACCGAGUGGGAAGGCCACUUGCUGCUCGCUUCGUCAUCUUUGCAGGCUAUUCGCCUUCGAGACGGUUUGAUUGCGGAAGUGAGAAUGCAUCUCUUAAAGCUGAUGGAUGAGUGUAGCCUCGAGUCAGUGCAGGUGCCCCUUCUACUAGGAACUUAUUACAUCUACUAUGGCUCCCCGGUUCUCGCGUGGAAUAUGCUUGGUUUUGCCGUGCGUGCAGCUUAUGCUUUAGCAUUGCAUUGUGAAAGUGCCGCACCUCUCCCUGAUCAGGUCCAAUCUCAAAUUCGUCUUCGGACAUGGAAUCAUGUAAUCGUCGCGGAUACAUUCACGGCUAUGAUAUAUGGUCGCCCAACUUCGUUAGAUACUGCCUUUUCUGGCUUUCAGGAGCUGAUUGAGCUUGACGAUAUCCGCUUACCGUCUACUAUAUCGAACACUUUACAUGACCCACACUUGACCGGCGUUACCUUUCACAUUUUAAAAUAUCGACUCUACGAGAUAAUUCGGACUGGUCUCAAUCUAUUUCGUUUGAUGAACCUGCAGAAUCCAGUAACUCCUGAAGUAUUCUGCCGCCUGGUUGAAGCAAUCUUGCAAAUUCGUGCGUCUUUAGAGUCUUGGAAAGCGGACCUGCCGAACAUAUUCGAACGAAACACAGGAAUUGACGAGACUGUGCUGUUAUCAAUGACCAAAAAUGGUCAUAUUAGACCUGGCACAGCAGAAUAUCAAGCUUACAAAACUCUCAUUCUGCAGGCGCAGUCCUUGCGGGUGACCUAUGACAGUGCUGUCAUUUUCAUAAACCGCCCUCUAUUGGAGUAUAAGGUUAGUCCCGAAACUAGGGAGGCGGUUGCCGAACAUGUGCCGGUAGUUCGGGCAUCAUUGGAUUCAUGCCUUAAUGCUGCUCUCAGUAUCUCCCGCAUCUCGGCAGAGUGUCACCAAAAUGAAUUCAGUGUCUCCUUUAUAUUGAUGAACUACUUCAGUGCCGGGGUGAUAUUAUGCCUCAUACCAACAAUACGGCCAUUUAGCACUGCAGCAAGCGAGGCAAAAACUGGACUAUUACGAAUAAUUCGCACUAGUCGCAGGCUACAGGUCCAAAGCCAGAUUGCGCAGCAUGCAGAACAGUUGCUUACUCGUUUGUUGAAGCGAAGUCAUGAGUUGGAAUUGAAUAAUGGACUUGAUGGUGCAAAUACCUGUGAGCUUGCGGAUAAUGAACGUCGGGAAUCGGUGACUCAUGCAUCGCCUCCAUAUUCUCCGCAACCGCAUUCAGAUACAAGAAAUCACCAAGAGCCACACGGCUCUUUCGUUCCCGGAGAAACCCCCAACGAGCUAACACUAAACCCUUCUCUGGGCCAUUUUGCUACUGGGACCACAGCUGCUAAUCCAGAAGAUUGUGAAAGAGCCGCAUUCUCAUCAUCUCUGAGGGCUGGAGGUAGUUAUGAAGCUAUGCCAUAUAUACCAGAGAAUGAUCGUUAUUACGUGAUGGAUCAUCAUGUUGAUGAAGCUCUUGGCUCCUUUGGCCAAAGUCAGUUGGUCCCGAAUCACUUGGAACCUAACCUUGAGGUCAGCUAA
Molecule: messenger RNA, 1599 nt
Organism: Talaromyces amestolkiae
Lineage: Eukaryota; Fungi; Ascomycota; Eurotiomycetes; Eurotiales; Trichocomaceae
Exons: 1
Coding region: 1-1599 (532 amino acids)
Biological process (GO): DNA-templated transcription
Molecular function (GO): zinc ion binding; DNA binding
Source: RefSeq, a predicted model, not a curated record